This is a messenger RNA of Mesorhabditis spiculigera, 390 nucleotides long. The record is from the annotation of a GenBank genome assembly. Lineage: Eukaryota; Metazoa; Nematoda; Chromadorea; Rhabditida; Rhabditidae.
AUGGCAAUUUUCGUGGUUCUCGGGCUGUUGGCUGCCCUCUAUGCUGUGGGAGCGUUGAAGGAUAAAGAAUGCCUAAUGCUGCCACUUAUCACCCUGCAGAUCGUACUUUGUGCGUUUCUGGGUCUAUUUAUCAUUAUAUGGUGGAUAGGAACAGUUUUGUCGCUGUUCGAUUUGGUGCACUAUAGCAGCCCUACAGCUUAUUUGACGACAAAAGAAUUCUUUCUACUCGCUGGAGUUCUCCUUCUCAUCCUAUUUUUUAUAGCAUAUCAAAUCUCCCGGAUAUUAUACAAGGGAAUGAGAAGCGUUGAAUUGAAUUCAUACUUUAAACAACACGCUGGAGCAAUAAUGACGCGAUCCCUUUCUUUGAGCACCGGAAAACCGACUGAAUUA